AUGAAUAAUUAUCAUUAUUUAUUCAAGUUCAUUAUUGUAGGAGAAUCAAGUAGUUGAAUGUAUAUUAAAUUAGCUGUUGGAAAAAGUUGUUUAUUAUUAUAAUACACAGAAGGAAGAUUCUAAGUAGGGUAUGAUGCUACAAUUGGAGUUGAAUAUGGAUCUAAAGAAAUAAUCUAUGAUAAUAAACUAAUCAAGUUAUAACUUUGGGAUACGGUAUAAUAUAAUAAUAUUCAGGCAGGCUAAGAAUCUUUUCGCUCUAUAACUAGAGCAUAUUACAGAGGGUAUUUAAAGGCUAUAAAUAUGUUUAGAUCAAUUGGUUGUUUUUUGGUUUAUGAUAUCACAAGGAGAAUAACAUUUGAUAGAAUUUAAUCAUGGGUUAAAGAUGUGAAAUAAGACACUAAUAACAAAAUUGAAUUUUUGUUGGUAGGAAACAAAUGUGAUUUAAAAGAUCGAAAAGUUAGUUAUGAUGAAGGAAGACAAUUAUCAAUUUAAUUAGGAUGUGAAUUUUAAGAGACAUCAGCAAAAACUGGAGAAAAUGUAGAAUUUAUAUUUGAAUGUUUGACAAAGAAUAUAUAUGAGAAUAUAAAAUCUAAUAAAAUUGAUCCUAAUGAUCCAAAUCAUGGAAUUAAAAUUGGAAAAAUAGGAUAAAAUGAAAAGGUUACAGAAAUUCCUAAGAAGAAACAGAGAAGUAUUUGUUGCUGA
Messenger RNA from Paramecium primaurelia, 702 nucleotides. Lineage: Eukaryota; Ciliophora; Oligohymenophorea; Peniculida; Parameciidae. The record is from the annotation of a GenBank genome assembly.